AUGUCAAGUCCAAUCUCAAGAUUAUCUAUUUUAUCUAAACAAAUUAUGACCAACAAUACUAACAGUUCAAUUGCCAGAGGUGAUAUCGGUUUGAUUGGUUUAGCCGUCAUGGGUCAAAACUUGAUCCUUAACAUGGCUGAUCAUGGUUACACUGUUGUUGCUUACAACAGAACUACUUCUAAGGUUGACCACUUUUUGGCCAACGAAGCUAAAGGUAAACCAAUUCUUGGUGCUCACUCUAUUAAAGAAUUGGUUGACCAAUUGAAAAGACCAAGAAGAAUUAUGCUUUUGGUUAAAGCUGGUAAACCAGUUGAUGAUUUCAUUGACCAAUUAUUGCCAUACUUGGAAGAAGGUGACAUCAUUAUUGAUGGUGGUAACUCCCAUUUCCCAGAUACCAACAGAAGAUACGAUGACUUGAAAAAGAAGGGUAUCUUGUUUGUCGGUUCCGGUGUUUCUGGUGGUGAAGAAGGUGCCAGAACUGGUCCAUCUUUGAUGCCAGGUGGUAACGAAGCUGCUUGGCCACACAUUAAAGAUAUCUUCCAAGAUAUCGCUGCUAAAGCUGAUGGUGAACCAUGUUGUGAUUGGGUUGGUGAUGCCGGUGCCGGUCAUUACGUCAAGAUGGUCCACAAUGGUAUCGAAUACGGUGAUAUGCAAUUGAUUUGUGAAGCUUACGAUCUUAUGAAGAGAGUUGGUAAAUUCUCCAACAAAGAAAUUGGUGAUGUUUUUGCUAAAUGGAACAAGGGUGUUUUAGAUUCUUUCUUGAUUGAAAUUACCAGAGACAUUAUGUACUACAACGACCCAACUGACGGUACCCCAUUGGUUGAAAAGAUCUUGGAUACUGCUGGUCAAAAAGGUACUGGUAAAUGGACUGCUGUCAAUGCUCUUGACUUGGGUAUCCCACUUACUUUGGUUGGUGAAGCUGUCUUCUCCAGAUGUCUUUCUGCUAUGAAGAAUGAAAGAACUGAAGCUUCUAAAGCCUUGCCAGGUCCAUCUGUUUCCGAUGCUUCUCCAAUCACCAACAAAGAAGAAUUUAUUGACCACUUGGAACAAGCUUUGUACGCUUCUAAGAUUAUCUCAUACACUCAAGGUUUCAUGUUGAUGAACCAAGCCGCUAAAGAUUACGGCUGGAAAUUGAACAAUGCUGGUAUUGCCUUGAUGUGGAGAGGUGGUUGUAUUAUCAGAUCUGUUUUCUUGGGUGAAAUCACUGCUGCUUACAGAAAGAAACCAGAUUUGGAAAACUUGUUGCUCUACCCAUUCUUCAAUGAAGCUAUCACUAAAGCUCAAAAGGGUUGGAGAACUUCUAUUGCUAAGGCUGUUGAAUAUGGUGUCCCAACUCCAGCUUUCAACACUGCUUUGGCUUUCUACGAUGGUUUAAGAUCUGAAAGAUUGCCAGCUAACUUGUUGCAAGCUCAAAGAGAUUACUUCGGUGCUCACACUUUCCAAGUCUUGCCAGGUAAAGAAAACUCUUUGUUGAAGAAGGGUGAAUGGAUCCACAUUAACUGGACUGGUAGAGGUGGUGAUGUCUCAUCUACUACUUAUGACGCUUAG
Messenger RNA from Candida tropicalis MYA-3404, 1548 nucleotides. RefSeq names its product phosphogluconate dehydrogenase (decarboxylating) (gene GND1). Gene Ontology annotation, molecular function: phosphogluconate dehydrogenase (decarboxylating) activity; NADP binding. The coding region runs from base 1 to 1548 and encodes 515 amino acids. Gene Ontology annotation, biological process: pentose-phosphate shunt, oxidative branch; pentose-phosphate shunt. The record is from RefSeq and is a predicted model, not a curated record. Gene Ontology annotation, cellular component: cytosol. NCBI's taxonomy places the organism in Eukaryota, Fungi, Ascomycota, Pichiomycetes, Serinales, Debaryomycetaceae. The transcript has a single exon.